UUUUUAAUUUGUAAUUUGUGUAAAAUAUAUUUCUUUUUUUAAAAAAAACUUAUCAGUAACCAAGAAGAAAGAGAAUCAUAUGAUAUUCACUUCGGUCAAACUCGAGUCGACGUCAUGUUAUAUGAUUUGUUUUGCUGUUGAUUCAAAUAAGGAUAUCGAUCAUUUCACUCUCUUUUUUUCUUUUUUUCUCUUUGAUUUUCAAUGCUUAAAAAGAUAUUUAGUUCGAAACGAAAACAUCAAGAUUCAGGCACACGCCACACUAUGUCCAGAAUUAGCAUGGACCCUGCCUCCGCAGCAAUUUUAACACGCCACUUUUCUCCAUUAUCUUCAAGAGUCAAAUCACCUUCAGAUCUUUUGGAUAUUAUAGGUUACCCAGUUACAUCUGUCAAGAACAAUUCACCUUCGCCUUCAGGCCAAACUCAGUCAAAGUCUGAAGAAAAAACCUCUCCGCAAUACCGACUUAUCAUACGAAAUAACGCAACUCCAAAUACACCAUCAUCUGCAUCAGACAGUCAAUCUAUUGUACUACUAGAAACCAGCCGAGAAGAUAAAACACUGGUUGAAUUAGGUAUACACACCACAGAACAAUGUACCGCUGAAUUGUCACUAGACAAUGCAGAAUUAGAGCGACUGCAUCAGAAAAUCUUGGAGUUUGAGCAUGAAAGGGAAGUUUGGCAUCAAAAGUUUCAAGAUUAUGCUGAACGCGAAGAACAAAUGAAGAAAAUCAUUCAAGAAAAUCAAGUUCAAAUCAAUCAACUUCGAUCUAAUACAAAUAUACCAUUGCGCCAUAAUUCUUAUCGAACCUUGUCUACUCGUUCUUCAUGGCCUACAGACGAUGAAGAUGAUGAUGAAGAAGAGGAAGAGAACGAAGAAGACUGUUAUAUCAUGCCACAUUUUCCUCUAUAUCGAAUCGAAAAUAAUAGCAAUGAAGAUUACCUGCAGCAUAUUUAUCCACCACAUUAUUACUACUAUUAUAACAAUAAUCCUCGCAAAGCAAGAUAUUACUACCAUCCUUCCCAUCCUUUUCCCCAGCACUGGCAGCAAUGGAGAUCAGAGCAGCAACAUCGCUUCUAUUAUUAUGAUUAAUAUUUUAAUAGCCAAUAAAACUAAACAUCUAUACUUGGGGCAUAAGAUAUAUCUUUUGGGUGUCCUGGGGAGGAAAACAAAGGAUCUGUAGCUGGAUUUAUGCGGAUCCUUUUCCCAGUUUGGUAAGUUGGCCGCGGUCUUGAUAAUUUAGAUACGGUCACAAUGCGUACAUACAAACAUACACACACGUACAAUGAAUAGUAUAAAUAAAGUUGACUUGGCC
Gilbertella persicaria is the source of this 1309-nucleotide messenger RNA. RefSeq lists its product as uncharacterized. The transcript has a single exon. The record is from RefSeq and is a predicted model, not a curated record. NCBI's taxonomy places the organism in Eukaryota, Fungi, Mucoromycota, Mucoromycetes, Mucorales, Choanephoraceae. The coding region runs from base 202 to 1086 and encodes 294 amino acids.